This is a messenger RNA of Rhea pennata, 1822 nucleotides long. It is a transcript of the gene MPP2, whose product is annotated as MAGUK p55 scaffold protein 2. Gene Ontology annotation, cellular component: cell-cell junction; plasma membrane. The coding region runs from base 33 to 1775 and encodes 580 amino acids. NCBI's taxonomy places the organism in Eukaryota, Metazoa, Chordata, Aves, Rheiformes, Rheidae. Gene Ontology annotation, molecular function: protein binding. The transcript has 12 exons. The record is from RefSeq and is a predicted model, not a curated record.
CAGCAGGGCCCGCUGCGCCGCUCGCCGCAGAGAUGCCCGCGGCCGCCUCCAGCUCCGAGGGGGCCAUGCAGCAGGUGCUGGACAACCUCAUCGCCCUCCCCAACUCGCCGGUGGCUGCAGACCUGGACCUCAUCUUCCUCCGCGGCAUCAUGGAGAGCCCAAUAGUAAGGUCCUUGGCGAAGGUACAGUGGCGUGGGGCACCGGGGCCGGCCCCGCGGGCGUUGCACACGAGUGUGCGCGUGCACAGGGAGUAUGCGUGCCAGGGUGCGCACGAGCGGCUGGAGGAGACGAAGCUGGAGGCGGUGCGGGACAACAACGUGGAGCUGGUGCAGGAGAUCCUGCGGGACAUCGGGCGCCUGGCGCGGCGGGACAGCGCCGCGGCCGAGCUGGCCCGCAUCCUGCGCGAGCCCCACUUCCAGUCGCUGCUGGAGACCCACGACUCGGUGGCCUCCAAGAGCUACGAGACGCCCCCACCCAGCCCCGGCCUGGAUCCGGCCUUCAGCAACCAGCCGGUGCCCCCCGACGCCGUGCGAAUGGUCGGCAUCCGCAAGACGGCCGGGGAGCACCUGGGCGUGACGUUCCGGGUGGAGCGGGGCGAGCUGGUGGUCGCCCGCAUCCUGCACGGCGGCGCGGUGGACCAGCAGGGCCUGCUGCACGUGGGCGACGUCAUCCGCGAGGUGGACGGGCGCGAGGUGGGCAGCGACCCGCGGGCGCUGCAGGAGCUGCUGCGCGACGCCAGCGGCAGCGUCGUCCUCAAGAUCCUGCCCAGCUACCAGGAGCCUCACCCGCCGCGGCAGGUCUUCGUGCGAUGCCACUUCGACUACGACCCCGGCGCCGACAGCCUCAUCCCCUGCAAGGAGGCCGGGCUGCGCUUCGCCGCCGGCGACCUGCUCCACGUCGUCAACCAGGACGACCCCAACUGGUGGCAGGCGCGCCACGUGGACGGGGGCAGCGCGGGGCUCGUCCCCAGCCAGCUCCUGGAGGAGAAGCGAAAAGCCUUCGUCAAGCGGGACCUGGAGGUGCCCCCCCCGGCCGGCGCCCUCUGCGGCAGCCUCGGCGGCAAGAGGAAGAAGAGGAUGAUGUACGUGACGACGAAGAACGCCGAGUUCGACCGCCACGAGCUGCUCAUCUACGAGGAGGUGGCGCGGGUGCCGCCCUUCGGGCGCAAGACGCUGGUGCUGCUGGGCGCGCAGGGCGUGGGGCGCCGCAGCCUCAAGAACAAGCUGCUGCUCUCGGACCAGGCGCGCUACGGCACCACGGUGCCCCACACGUCGCGCAAGCCCAAGGCCAGCGAGCGCGACGGGCGCGGGUACCGCUUCGUGGCGCGGGGCGAGAUGGAGGCGGGCAUCCGGGCCGGCCGCUACCUGGAGCACGGCGAGUACGAGGGCAACCUCUACGGCACCAGCCUGGACUCCAUCCGCGCUGUGCUGCAGGCGGGCAAGGUGUGCGUCCUCGACGUGAACCCGCAGGCGGUAAAGGCGCUGAGGACCGCCGAAUUCGUGCCCUACGUGGUGUUCAUCGAAGCCCCCGACUGCGAGACGCUGCGCGCCAUGAACCGGGCGGCGCUGCGCACCGGCGCGGCCACCAAGCAGCUCACGGAGGCGGACGCGCGGCGCACGGUGGAGGAGAGCGGCCGCAUCCAGCGCGGCUACGGCCACUACUUCGACCUCAGCCUCACCAACGCCGACCUGGAGCAGACGUUCGGGCGCCUGCGCGACGCCAUGGAGCGCCUGCGCGCCGAGCCCCAGUGGGUGCCCGUCGCCUGGGUCUACUAGCCCCCUUCGGGGGGGGGGGGCGGAACGCGCACCGAGCCCCUCCGCAC